Macrobrachium nipponense is the source of this 1000-nucleotide messenger RNA. RefSeq names its product cAMP-responsive element-binding protein-like 2 (gene REPTOR-BP). Gene Ontology annotation, cellular component: nucleus. The transcript has 4 exons. The record is from RefSeq and is a predicted model, not a curated record. Gene Ontology annotation, molecular function: DNA-binding transcription factor activity. Lineage: Eukaryota; Metazoa; Arthropoda; Malacostraca; Decapoda; Palaemonidae. Gene Ontology annotation, biological process: regulation of DNA-templated transcription. Bases 111 to 449 code for a protein of 112 amino acids.
ACGUCACAGGAAUCCUUGGGGUGUUUGUAAACACAGACACGUUGAGAGCUGUUAUUAUGUGAAUUAUUGUACUUCAUUUUGCCUGGUGUAUACAGUUUAUCCUAAAUAAAAUGGAGGUGGACGAUCUACACAUGCAAGAGCCUGAGCUUGAGGGCAGCAAGCGGGAAGGCAAUAAGAGAGGAAGGAAACCUGGACGGAAAGCAAAAUCUGAUAUGAAGGCCAAAUUAGAACGCAGCAGGCAGAGUGCAAGAGAAUGCCGUGCACGUAAGAAGUUGCGAUACCAGUAUUUGGAGGAGUUGGUUGCCAACAGAGAGAAGGCAGUGUUUGCGCUUCAUCGAGAAUUAGAUAUAUAUCGUCAAUGGGCCAAAGAGUUUGAUGAAGGAAAAUUACCCGAGGGACUCAUGAAACUGAUUGAAGAGGAUAAAAUAAAGAAAAACGAGAGUGAAUAAAUCAACAGUAAACCGUUGUCACAUUUUGUAAAGUUGUACAGUAAACAUGAGAAUGUAUUUAUGUUACAUUUACAGUUUUUAUCUAACUAGGGGUUUUAGGUAUUAAGAAGUUUGUCUUUUUAUGCAUGGGCUGCAAGAUUCUGUAUGCAUAGUGAAAAGUGCUAAAAAGAUAAAAGCAAAAUUCUAGCUGAAUACUAAGGGCGUGCAGCCUUCCCUGCUUGCUGCCUUCGGAUAUUCUCCUUGCUGACUAUUUUUUUUUUAUUUGUUUGGAAAUUAUUUGAAAGUUUUUAAUAGUUCAUGAGAAUAUUUUGAAAAUUCUUUUAUCUUCUGUGUUUAAUCUUGAGGUGAAUGUUAGUUUUGUUAAAUUUACAAAAUAUUGUAUCAUGAAUUGUGGUGAUAGCAUUUGUGGUCUUGUGCUUAUUAUUAGAUCAUGUAUAUUCUUUAUUAUUAGGUAAGAUUAUUUUUUAUUGUUAAAUUAUUUAGAAUUAUUAAUCUCUUAUGUACCAAAAAAUAAAUUCUAAAACAGGAAAAUAUAUUCUUUCCUCUCAGUC